Camellia sinensis is the source of this 531-nucleotide messenger RNA. RefSeq names its product protein ZINC INDUCED FACILITATOR-LIKE 1. The record is from RefSeq and is a predicted model, not a curated record. Gene Ontology annotation, cellular component: plant-type vacuole membrane; plasma membrane. Gene Ontology annotation, biological process: regulation of stomatal closure. Gene Ontology annotation, molecular function: solute:potassium antiporter activity. NCBI's taxonomy places the organism in Eukaryota, Viridiplantae, Streptophyta, Magnoliopsida, Ericales, Theaceae.
CCUAGAAAGAAUGUGGGCUUGAGCUAUACAAGUGACAAUGUUGGGGUUGUCCUUGCUGUAACAGGUUUUGGCCUGUUGGUAUUUCAACUUUCUCUAUAUCCGGUAAUGAUUAGGAUUUUUGGCCAUAUCGUGUUAGCUCGCAUUGCAGGAGUUUUAUCAGUACCUCUAUUGACAUGUUACCCCUAUUUGACCAUGCUAACUGGAUUCAGCCUCUCACUGUUGUUAAAUUGCGCUUCCAUAGCAAAGAAUAUAUUAUCUAUAACUAUUAUUACUAGCACGUUCAUACUACAGAACAAUGCCGUGGACCAAGACCAAAGAGGAGCAGCAAAUGGCAUAGCUAUGACUGCAAUGUCACUUUUUAAAGCUGUUGGUCCAGCUGCUGGAGGAGCAGUCUUUUCUUGGGCACAACGGCGUCAGGUUGCUGCCUUCCUUCCAGGUGACCAGAUGGUUUUCUUCCUCUUGAAUGUAAUCGAAGUAAUCGGGGUGUUGAUGACAUUCAAACCAUUUCUUGCUCAAUGAUGAAGCUUUACU